AUGUGUCAGCCAUCGGAUGCAGACUCGCAGCAGAUCCCGCCCAUUGAGAUCGGCUCAUUUAUUGCCCUACGGCCUGAUAAGAGCGAGUUCAUCGGCAGUGCCAGCGGUGUCUUCUUUGCGAAUACCGUCUUUCGGGCCUUUGCAACUGCAACGACAACCUCUGGCGGGACUGGCUCGAAGCGUCCCCAGGGAGAUGUAGAUGGCCUGGGGGCUCAAGCGACGCCGGACCCCGGCUCCGCCCAUGAGUAUGUCAUGGCAGAGGAGAAGGCCCAGGAGGAAGCCGCUGGAGACGAUACUCUGGGAGUGGGUGCCGUGGGUGCUGAUGAUGCCAGCAAGAGCCCGGGCCUGCGAUCAUAUGGCAUCGCGGCACCUGGACUGGGGAUCCCUCCUCCUCCAGCCGUUGCGAAGCGGCUCCUGGUGGAAUACUUCAGAAGAUGGCAUCCCUUCCUCCCCUUCCUCCAUGGCCCUACGUUCUUUGAAAAGGUGAAUCGCUUCUACGAGCUGGAAGGGGGUUCGCCUGGGGAGCCGAUGAGCCAGCGGAACAAAGUGUACCAGGCCAUCAUCUUCCAAUGCGUCUUUAACAUUGCAGACUCAAACCACAACCAGAAGCAAGAGCGGGAGCUGCCCGAAGAAUCACGCAUCAAGUCUGCCGUUGCCCUAACGAGCCUGCUGGGCAUACUCUCCAGCGGCCAUGACAUUCCCUCCCUACAAGCUCUCCUGGCCGUGGAGCUGUAUCUGAUGACGCAGAUGUCUCUGAGGGCCGCCUCGACUGUUCACGGAGCGAUGACGCGCAUCUUAUACCACUGCGGGCUACACAGAUGCCCCUUCCGAUACGUUCAGCUGCCGCGCGAUAUAUGCGACAUGAGGAAGAGAAUCUUUUGGUCUGCGUAUGUAAUUGACCGCCACCUGAGUCAGGUCCUGGGACAUCCCCUGGCGCUCAACGACGAAGAGAUUGACGUCUGUCUCCCCGGAGCACCAGAGGUUCACAACCCUGCAAAGCCAUUUUCGCCAGAGAUCCAAAGCGCAACCGCAGCCAAGCCAUUUCAGCAUAAUUCUCAGGCACGCGCCUCGGUAGCGGAGGAUGACGUCCAGAACUAUGCACCAGUAGACCACCCGACUUUUGGGUCCGUUUCCUCUACUGGAGACCUUACCGACGGCAGCACCAUCGGAACCCACGAAGACAGUCUCAACACAGACCAACUUGUAUAUCGACCACAGAGCCUGGGCGAAUCUAUCCUUGGCUUCCUGGUGACGUAUUCACGGCUGCUUGGGCAGGCUCUCGACCUCUUCCACAAGUCCAUCCACAGCCGGUCCAUCACUUGGGACAAGGUGCUUGAGAUGACGUCGAGGAUUCAUGCCUGGUGGAAUACGCUUCCACCAUCGUUCCAGGGAGAGGGACUUACGUCGAUCUUUGUAGAGCCACAAUCCCAUCAUGGACCUCCCUUUGCGAUAUUAUACCAUCAGCUCAUCCUCAUCAUGAACAGGCCUUUCCUUUCUCUCCCGACGAAUCGAACGGAUUUUCAAUUUAGUUUGCAGACCGCGGUGAAUGCCAGUCGAGCCAUUGUCAAGAAGCUUAAACUACGCCAAGGGGAUUCACCUUUGGUGGCCUGGCCGGGGAUGUUGUCGGCUGCGUGGAUGGCAGGGCUUGUCAUUUCCUACGCCGGAUUGCUAAAGCUCUACCCAAUGGAGAAGACUAUCUUGGAUCUCAACUGUGCCAUAAAGCUCCUUGGCAUGAUGAGUCGAAAUUGGACCAGCGCCCACCACUGCCGUGUGACGUUAAAGAUGCUGCUGGACAGAUUAACAUCGAAGCCGUUCAUGGAAAAAAUCAACCCAGCGCUAUCGGCAGACCCGUCGUUCGCCGUACUGACGGACUGGAGCCAGCCUGUCUUUUCAACAUACCAGAACCUUCUCGAGGGAAGCCGCAACAAGCGGCGACGAGUUGACCAGAACAACACUAAAAACAACAAUAACAACAACAACGUCAACAACAUCAACAAUAACUUUAUGGGUUCCAUGAACGGCUAUCCUGCGAACCACUUUGUUGGACCUGACACGGAAUUCAUGGGCGGCGACAACCUCUGGGACUACCCGAGCUUCCAGCCUGUUUUGGAGUACACGGGACCAGAUUUCGGAUUCGACGCAGAUCAAUUCUCCCAGCAAGGGGAGUGGGAGCGAUUCUUGAGCGAGAACAUGAACCCGGAAUCGUCAGGGCUAUUGUUCAACAAUGCCGGAUGGGACACAUAUUUUCAGAACAUGGGAGACAGAUUGAAUGUGUAA
This is a messenger RNA of Trichoderma harzianum CBS 226.95, 2277 nucleotides long. RefSeq lists its product as hypothetical. The coding region runs from base 1 to 2277 and encodes 758 amino acids. Lineage: Eukaryota; Fungi; Ascomycota; Sordariomycetes; Hypocreales; Hypocreaceae. Gene Ontology annotation, molecular function: DNA binding; zinc ion binding. The transcript is spliced from 2 exons. The record is from RefSeq and is a predicted model, not a curated record. Gene Ontology annotation, biological process: DNA-templated transcription.